Fukomys damarensis (Damara mole-rat) is the source of this 2556-nucleotide messenger RNA. RefSeq names its product heterogeneous nuclear ribonucleoprotein A3-like. Gene Ontology annotation, molecular function: RNA binding. NCBI's taxonomy places the organism in Eukaryota, Metazoa, Chordata, Mammalia, Rodentia, Bathyergidae. The record is from RefSeq and is a predicted model, not a curated record.
CCCUCCAAAGUGUUCUGAAAGAUAUUCUAGAAAGAGACAAUGAGGAUUAAAACUCCAUGAACCACAACAGAAUGAAUCCACCAGACAAUUGAAGAAAUUAAACCAAAAAGGACAGAAAGAAGACAACAGCAGGAAGAUAACAUGAUAGAAAUAAGACAAUACAUAUCAGCUUUAAUUAUCAAUGUUAAUGGUCUUUUCACCAAUCAAAAGAAACAGACUGGAAGAGGAAUCAAAAAGCAAGUUCAAUGACAUACUGCAUGAAAGGAACACAUUUACUCUCUUCCUCUCAGUCCUGUAUUGAACUCAAGUUGGAAGUGGCAAGUCCAGUCGCAAAUGGAGGUAAAACCACCACCCAGUUUGCCACCAGCCCUACUCCAGCAAUUGCAUGCUGGGGGGAGGAGGGCCAUGAUCCAAAGGAACUAGUGAAGUUGAAGAAGCUGUUUAUUGGUGAUCUUAGCUUUUAAACUACAGGUGAUAGCUCAAGAGAACAUUUUGAGAAAUGGGGAAUACUCACAGAUUGUGCGCUAAUGAGAGAUUCCCAAACAAAAUGCUCCAGGGGCUUUGGUUUUGUGGCUUACUCUUAUGUUGGAGAGGUGGAUGCAGCAAUAUGUGCUGGACCACACAAAGUUGAUGGGUGUGUAGUGGAACCCAAAAUAGCUGUUUCUAGAGAGGAUUCAAUGAAGCCUGGUGCACAUCUAACAGUGAAGAAAAUCUUUGUCGGUGAUAUUAAAGAAGAAACAGGAGAAUAUAAUUUGAGAGGCUACUUUGAAAAGAAUGGCAAGAUUGAAACCAUAGAAGUUAUGGAAGACAGGCAGAGUGGGAAAAAGAGCAAAUUUGCUUUUAUAACUUUUGAUGAUCAUGACACAGCUGAUAAAAUUGUCCAGAAAUACCACACUAUUAAUGGGCAUAAUUGUGAAGUGAAAAAGGCCCUUUCUAAACAAGAUAUACAGUCUGCUAGAUCACAAAGAGGUCAUGGAGGUAGAUCUGGCAACUUUAUGGGUCAUGGAGGAAACUUUGGAGGUGGUGGAGGGAAUUUUGGCCAUGGUGGAAACUUAAGUGGGAGAGGAGGCUAUGGUGGUGGAGGAGGUAGCAGCAGAGGUUACGGAGGAGGUAAUGGUGGAUAUAAUGAAUUUGAAGAUGAUGGUGGAAACUAUGGCAGUGGUCCUGGUUACAGUAGUAGAGGAGGCUAUGGUGCUGGUGGACCAGGAUAUGGAAGCCAAAGUGGUGGAUAUGAUAGUGGAGGAGGAUAUGAUGGUUGCAAUGAAGGAGGGAAUUUUGGUGGUGGUAAUUAUGGUGGUGGUGGAAGCUAUAAUGACUUUGGAAAUUACAGUGGUCAACAGCAAUCAAAUUACAGAUCCAUGAAGGUGGACAGUUUUGGUGGAAGAAGUUCUGGUAGUCCCUGUGGUGGUGGUUAUGGAUCUGGUGGUGGAAGUGGUGGAUAUGGUAGCAGAAGGUUUUUAAAAAACAAUAGAAUAGGGCUACAGUUCUUAGCAGGGGAGAGAGCAAAGAGUUGUCAGGAAAGCUGCAGGUUACUUUGAGACAGUUGUCCUAAAUGGAUUAGUGGAACUGUAAAAAUUUGCCACAGAAGGAACAAUGAUCCAUAUAGUAAGAAAAGUUGCUGCAGCUUAAAGGGGAGGAGAAAGUGGCAGAUGUGACUAAUUUAAAGAUCAGUAGAUAGGGUAAUUCUGGAUCAUCAAGUUUGGCUCAAUGUAAUGUCAAGGCUUCUUACAAAAGAGAGGCAAAACAGUCAGAAAAGUAUGUACGGCCACAAAAGCAGAGUUUGAAGUAUUGCACUUUGAAGAUGAGUAAGGGACCAUGAGCCAAGGAAUGCAGAAAGUUUCUAGAACUGGAAAAAGCAAAGAAAUUAAUUCUCCCGGAUAGUCUCCAGAAGGAACACAGAUCUGCCCAAUACUUUAAUUUUAGCCCAUAAAUGUAAUUUCAGAUUUCUGAAUUCCAGAACUAUAGAAUAAUAGAUUUAUGUCAUCUUGAACUGCUAUAUUUGGGGCAAUAGGAAGCUAAUACAGGUGGCAUUUUUCUCUAGCAAUAAUGAUUCUUUGGAUGCAGGUUACCUAUUCCUCACGUUAUCUUCACUGAAGCACAUUCUCAACCAAACCCACCAGAGCUCUUCAGAUGGAUUUCCAUUGCCUCCCUCCCUGACAGCCUCAAAACAUGGGCAGGUCCUGUGCUACACACUCCACAAGUGGGAAGCCAUGAUGGUUUUCACUUCACUGGAUCAAUAUUGUGGGGUCUUAUUAGCUGUUGGAAUGGCAGAAUGUCUCAGAAAUUCAGUUGAAACUGAAGAAGGAUGAAACAUUGUCCAAAAAGUUUGGGAGACGGAAGAAGAAGCAAAUGAAGGAAGAGCUGCCCCACCCUCAAAACACUAUCCCUAGUUACCAGCUCAAAGUAAUAAGCCUAUUGCUAUGUUCUUAGGAAAGGAAAUCUCCCAGGAUUCUAUCUUCAUAUUUCUAUAAUCCAAUUUUUACUUCUAGAACCAAGCUGUUCUUUGAGGUAUGCAAGCAUUUCCAAAGCACAUACUGACUUCCGGCAGUUAGGUCA